AGAAUGAGUUACUUCCUGUCUUACUGCAAAGCUCAUGGCGGCGCGCUGCUCACCGGCUACCAGGCCCUGCGCGCCGAGGGCUUCCUGUGCGACGUGACACUGGAGACCGAGGGCAGCGAAUUCCCGGCGCACAGGUCGCUCCUGGCGUGCUCCAGUGACUACUUCAGGGCCCUGUUCAAGAGCCACACCCAGGAAUCCCGGGCGCGCGUGAUCCACCUGCACGUGCCAUCGGCAGCCGGCCUGCAGCGCCUGCUGGACUUCAUCUACACUGCCUGGCUGUCGCUUUCCAUGGACACUGUAGAGGACACUCUGGAGGCCGCCAGCUACCUGCAGGUCACUGAGGCCCUGGGGCUCUGUGGGCGCUACUUGGAGCGCCAGCUGGCUCCAGAGAACUGCUGCUUCGCCGCCAACGUGGCAGCGCGCUUUGGCCUGGCUCACACGCUGGACGCGGCCGAGCGCUGCAUCGUGAGCCACUUGCAGGAGCUGCUGGCGCGGGGCGCCGGCCCCGCGGGACUCCUGGAGCUCAACCCUACAUCGCUGAGGGCUGUACUGGGUGCCCCCGACGUGGCGCGGGUGCCCGAGGCCCGGCUACUGGGCCUGGCGUUAGCUUGGUUGCGGCAGGAGCCCACAACUGAGCGCCUGGCACACUGUACGGAGUUGCUGGAGCGUGUCCGCUUUGGCCUGGUUCCCGCCGACGUACUGCGGCGCGUGUACUCGGGCUCUGGCCUCGUGCUGCCCGCCCGGGUCAAGGGCCUCAUCAUCCAGGCCCUCAACUACCACACGACGCCCUCCCGCCAGCCGCUCAUGCAGGGCGAGCAGACCAGCAUCCGGAGCCCCCAGACCCGCAUCUUGUUGGUGGGGGGGCGCAGGGCACGGGAGGUGGUGAUUGAGGAGGUCGCGGCCCCGCAGAGGGCAGCUAGGGGCCGGGUCGCCGCCCCAGAGCCCGAAGAAGAAGAGGAAGAGUUGGAGGAAGAGGAGGAGGAGGAGGAGUGGGAGCUCACCCAGAACGUGGUGGCCUUCGAUGUGUACAAUCACCGCUGGCGCAGCCUUACGCAGCUACCCACACCACUGCUGGGGCACAGCGUGUGCACCGCGGGCAACUUCCUGUUUGUCCUGGGUGGGGAGAGCCCUUCCGGCAGUGCAUCCUCUCCCCUGGCCGACGACUCGCGGGUGGUCACGGCCCAAGUGCACCGUUACGACCCGCGCUUCCACGCUUGGACGGAAGUGCCCGCCAUGCGGGAAGCGCGGGCCCACUUCUGGUGCGGCGCGGUGGGCGAGAGGCUCCUGGCCGUCGGGGGCCUGGGUGCGGGCGGUGAGGUGCUGGCCUCGGUGGAGAUGUACGACCUGCGUCGGGACCGCUGGACGGCGGCUGGGGCACUACCGCGGGCUCUGCACGGUCACGCGGGGGCCGUCGGGGACCGCGGUGUUGUGUACAUCUCGGGGGGCAAGGCAGGGAGAGGCGAGGGCGGAGCGAGCAGCCUCCGGGACUUAUACGUCCUGGGCCCUGAGGAGCAGGCUUGGAGCAAGAAGGCACCCAUGGGCACCGCACGUUUCGGGCACCACAUGGCAGUGCUGCGCGGCGCUGUGUUUGCUUUUCUGGGGCGAUACGAGCCCUUCUCUGAGAUCGAGCGCUACGACCCCGGCGCCGACCAGUGGACUCGGUUGCGGCCGCUGCCCUACGACCGCUUCUGCUAUGGGCUGGCCGUGGUCGAGGAGACAGCGUUGCUGCUGGGCGGCCUCAAGUGGCGGGACUCGCGCCAGGUGCCUACCCGCAACGUAGUGGGCUACGACCUCGACCUGGACCGUUGGGAGGACAUCGGCUGCGCGUUGCCCUGGGCCUGGAGCGGCCUGCGGUGCGCAGUGCUGCAGCUGGCCGAGGGUGGGGACGACGAGAGGGAGGGAGAGGUUGGAGAGGCGCUAGAUUUGGUGCUGGGCUGAAUGGGUCAGUCCAGUUUCCUUCCGCAAUGGAGGAGAAAGUCGCGCUUGGUUAGUCUUACAGAGCAACGGAUGGGCUUUUUCUAAGAAAGGGAUUCUGGGAGCAGAGUGGCUUCUGAAGGUUAACAGGCAAACAAGGCCUUGAGCAAAGAGAAACAUUUCUCCUUGAGCUGAGAAUGGGAGACAGCGGGGCGGGGGGUCAAAUAGAAGGCUAUAUGAAUCAACUUGAGUGAGCUAGUGAAAGAAAAUUUUUAGAAAGGCUCACGCAAGGCUAGAGAAGGACUUUCACAAAUAAAAUAUGACCUUAUUUUCCCUCUUACAGUUAAAGUGUUUCCCUAGGUGCAAAACAGUGAUUACUUAUGUGCCAAAAAAAAAAAAAAAAAAAGGCCAAAAAAUGUACCACAGGAAGUUUAUACAAAAC
Molecule: messenger RNA, 2356 nt
Organism: Pan troglodytes (chimpanzee)
Lineage: Eukaryota; Metazoa; Chordata; Mammalia; Primates; Hominidae
Gene: KLHL34
Product: kelch like family member 34
Exons: 1
Coding region: 4-1938 (644 amino acids)
Molecular function (GO): protein binding
Source: RefSeq, a predicted model, not a curated record